GGAACAAACUCAACCACUUACUUGCUCCAGCCUUCAUCGCCGGGGUUGAUUAUGUUGAAAUCUUGAAACCUUACUCUGUUGACUUCAACUUUCCACGAUUUGGAUGGCUAACCGCAAUUGGAUUGCUCUUUUUCUUACACUUUCUUGUUUGCUUCCUUCUCUUCACGCUAGUGCCGGUGAUGCUGAUCCGAUUUACAAGGCUUGUGUGGAGCAAUGUGAGAAAACUGGAUGUGUAGGGGAUAAAUGCUUCCAACACUGUAACUUCUCAUCUGAUGGGAAACCUAUGGGUGGACCAUGGUAUCUUCAAGAACCACUCUAUAUCAGGUGGAAACAAUGGGACUGCAGCAGUGACUGUCGAUAUCAAUGUAUGCUCGCUAGGGAAGAGGAGAGGGAAAAAGUUGGUGACAAGCCUGUCAAGUAUCAUGGGAAAUGGCCAUUCCGUCGUGUUUAUGGCAUCCAGGAACCUGUUUCUGUUGCUCUCUCUGCACUCAAUCUUUCCAUACAAUUUCAUGGUUGGUUGUCCUUUUUUAUCCUUCUAAACUACAAGUUGCCUUUGAGGCCAGAUAAGAAGACCUAUUACGAAUAUACUGGUUUGUGGCAUAUCUAUGGAAUACUAGCAAUGAACUCUUGGUUCUGGAGUGCUGUUUUCCAUAGUCGAGAUGUUGAGUUGACAGAGAAGCUAGACUGUUCAUCUGCUGUUGCAUUACUUGGGUUUACUUUUAUUCUAGCAAUACUGAGAGCUUUCAACGUGAGAGAUGAGGCUGCCAGGGUGAUGGUUGCUGCACCACUGAUUGCAUUUGUGACAACUCACAUCUUGUACCUGAAUUUCUUUAAACUUGAUUAUGGACUGAACAUGAAAGUGUGUGUGACCAUGGGUGUAGCUCAACUUCUCAUAUGGGCAGUAUGGGCUGGAGUCACUCGUCAUCCAGCACGCUGGAAACUGUGGGUGGUUGUUGUUGGAGGAGGUCUAGCCUUGCUCCUGGAGAUAUAUGACUUCCCACCUUACUGGGGUUUUGUAGAUGCUCAUGCUUUAUAUCAUGCCACUAGCAUCCCUCUUACAUACCUGUGGUGGAGCUUUAUCAGGGACGAUGCUGAGUUCAGAACAUCAUCUCUCUUCAAAAAAGUGAAGUAAGAUUUUCUUUACC
Pistacia vera is the source of this 1145-nucleotide messenger RNA. Its product is annotated as post-GPI attachment to proteins factor 3-like. Bases 104 to 1132 code for a protein of 342 amino acids. The record is from RefSeq and is a predicted model, not a curated record. NCBI's taxonomy places the organism in Eukaryota, Viridiplantae, Streptophyta, Magnoliopsida, Sapindales, Anacardiaceae. The transcript is spliced from 5 exons. Gene Ontology annotation, biological process: GPI anchor biosynthetic process. Gene Ontology annotation, molecular function: hydrolase activity, acting on ester bonds. Gene Ontology annotation, cellular component: endoplasmic reticulum membrane.